Messenger RNA from Aphis gossypii (cotton aphid), 1581 nucleotides. Its product is annotated as U6 snRNA-associated Sm-like protein LSm2. Lineage: Eukaryota; Metazoa; Arthropoda; Insecta; Hemiptera; Aphididae. The coding region runs from base 931 to 1272 and encodes 113 amino acids. Gene Ontology annotation, molecular function: RNA binding. Gene Ontology annotation, cellular component: U4/U6 x U5 tri-snRNP complex; P-body; precatalytic spliceosome. Gene Ontology annotation, biological process: mRNA splicing, via spliceosome. The record is from RefSeq and is a predicted model, not a curated record. The transcript is spliced from 6 exons.
CAUACAAUAAAUUAAAGCCUUAAGUUAAAAAAUCACACUAAAAAAAAAAUAGUUCAAAAAUUUAAUCAAAAAUUGUUAAUGCAAUGCCGAAAAUAGACAAGUCAAAAAUAUUCAAUUGAAUUAAAAAAAAAAAUUCAAACAAAAAUCAAACUUUUCUAUUAACUCCAAAUAUUCCAAACAGGUUAUAAUUUUAUCUUCAUACUGUUUUUCCUUUGGCAUAUUUUGUAAUGAAAAAAAAUUAUUAUUCAAAAAAAGUAUGAAAUAGACGAAAUUAUUACACACGAAAAUAUUCCACGCAGUGAUAAAACGAGUACGCACUAAAAUAUGACGGACACGGGACAACUGAAGUUCACUUCGAUAGGUUUCGACACUUCUUAUACAGUUAUACCAUUGAUUAUACAUAGUACUAUUAUACAUUAUAGUAUUAUACUAUGUAUAAUCAAUGGUUAUACGCAUUUCAGUUUUAUCGGUGUAUCGGUCAGAUAGUAAAUUACCUAACCGAUAAUGAAAAUAUUUUGUUUUCUUAAUUUUUCUAAUAAUAUUAGAUUAAAGUAGGUAAAUAAAAGUUAAAACAAAUUUUGGCCAAAUCUAUUUUAUUAUACAGUGUAGCAAAAAAAAAAAACAUGCAAAUACAUUAGAUUCACAGCCUUGUUCAAAAUAUAUAUUAAUAUAAUAUCACUAGAGAUUAAUGUUGUAGCCGUUGCAAGCCAAAUAAAUAGGUACCUACGCCAGUAAGUUGCCCAGUCGUAUGAGAGAAACUGAUAAUAAUUAAUAAUAUAUUAUGACAAGUGAAAAAACUACAUCACUGUAGAUUUUUCCAUCCUCCCACCCGGCCACGUUAACAGUAAUAGAUGGUUCAGCUUUAUGCAAACAACUAACUACAAACAGACGAAAUCCACUUAGAUUUUCAUUUCGAUCGUUAUUCGCUGUAUGGUACCUACCUACUGCAAGUUUGUUAUUUUCAAUAAAAUUGUCCGUUUGACUUCGAAAAUGCUAUUCUACUCAUUUUUUAAAACACUUGUGGGGCAUGAAAUUAUAGUUGAACUUAAGAAUGACAUCUGUGUCACUGGAAGAUUGCAUUCUGUUGAUCAAUUUUUAAAUAUCAAACUUAUAGAAGUCUGUGUAAGUGAUCCAGAAAAAUACCCAUACAUGAAUUAUAUAUCAGAAUCUUUCAUCAGAGGUUCAGUUGUUCGAUAUGUACAACUUCCAGUUAAUUCUGUUGAUUCACAAUUGUUACAAGAUGCUGCUCGGAAGGAAAUUACCAUUCGAUAACAUUUUUAAAAUUUAAUUUGUUAUCAGAAUUUUGCAUUCAUGAAGUUAAAAAUGAUUCAAUUUAUUUGUAUUUAACUUAAUUCUAUUAGAAACGCUUAAUUGAUUAAGAUUAACAGUUAAUAUCAAACAUUUGAAAUUUAUAUCCAUUUAAAAAUUUGGUGAUCAAAAAGUUAGAUUAAAAAUACAAUGGCGGUGUUAUUGAAACAAAUAAAUUAAAAAUACUUAUGUUAACAAAAGUAUUUUCUAUUUAAAUGUAUUUAGUUAUGGAGAUUUAAACCUUGAUGUGUUUUCCACCAAAUCCUAACCUUA